Ustilaginoidea virens is the source of this 939-nucleotide messenger RNA. RefSeq lists its product as uncharacterized. The transcript has 3 exons. The record is from RefSeq and is a predicted model, not a curated record. Bases 1 to 939 code for a protein of 312 amino acids. Lineage: Eukaryota; Fungi; Ascomycota; Sordariomycetes; Hypocreales; Clavicipitaceae.
AUGCGUCACUCCAUCAUCUUCACUGCCCUGGCGGCAACCUCUGUCUCUGGUCACGGCCUCAUCCGCUCUGUCGAAGGCGCCAAUGGCGUUUCCAUGCCCGGCCUGACUGUGGCCGAUGGCACCCCCCGGAAUUGCGUCGUCAACGCUUGCGGAGCCCAGGCUGAUACCGGCAUCAUUCGCGACGCAGAAAUCAACUCUGGCAAGGUCGGCCCCCUCGGCUCAACCCAGGGCCAUGGAAGGGUAGACCCCGCCCUCGUGGUGGCCAACUUCAUGGGCACCGGCGGCCCGCCCCCUACCAACAAGGGAGCCUCUGGCUCCACCGGCAUCGAGGACAAGCUGGAGAGUCUCUUCAUGAUGUCCAAACGGCGCCGCCAGGAACACAGGCGUUCCUUUGGCAAGCUCUUGAGCGGCCUGGAGGGCACGCCCCUCAGCCGGGUCUAUGGCCUGGGCGGCAAGCCCAAAACGUAUCCCGUCGAGACCAUCAAUGCCGAUCUGCGCGGCCGAGGUGCCGAAAAGGGCCUUCCUACCGCCGAUGACAACGGCGUCAUCACCCUCAUUUACAGAUUGAUUAACGAAGACGGCGGUGGAUCCAUGACUGCCGCCAUCGACGCAACCUCUGGCGGCACCGACGCCAAGGCCUUCCUCCCCGCCAAGGUUGUGCGCGACGUUCCCGGGUCCAGCGUCUCGGGCCUGACGCCCGUCACAAACACCGACUAUACCAUGAAGGUCCAAAUGCCAAAGGGCGUGACGUGCGACGGCGAGAUUGCAGGCGUCAAGCGCGUGUGCAUCGUGCGGGUCCGCAACCAGGCCCUUGCCGGCCCGUUCGGCGGGGGCGCCGCCUUCACCCAGAGCGCCGAGAACCGCAAGCGAGCCAUUGCGUACCGCCUGCGGAAGCGCGUGGCGAUUGGGAGCCGAGCAGAGGGGGCCAGCGACGAGUGA